UGUUGGUGAUAAUCGGUCAACAAGCGGACCGGAGGGAGGCUGGAGGGUUCAGGGCAGCAUGUUUACAGCUACUCAUACACCUAAUUAGUUCUCUCAGACUAUUUACUCGCUUUUUUUUAAUCCCGAAACGACAGUGAGCUCGUUUCAGGGCGGACAAUGUUUUUGUGUCGCCCGGGGAGGCUGUCUGCAGCGGCUCUGGAUCAGGCUUUCAGGUCAACGGGCUCGUUUCUAGUGCAAGUUAAAGCAAACAGACUGGGGGACGUCACUUUGACAUUACGCAAGGACUACACGUCUCAGGGACACCGGUGUUUCUGUGCAUCCGUCGGGGGUGGCGACUCAACUCGUGCGCACCUGCGGAAACAACAACAACAACAACAACCGGACCAGAACCGGGACUCAUCGUCUGCUUUUGUAAUCACAGACUGGAGUCACUUGGACCGGGUGGCUGUGAAUCUCUCCAAACGCGUGCAAAGUGAAGGCGGUGGUAGAGAUAUUGUCAGACAGCCGCUGCUCCGUGCCAACAGGCGCCACAGCAGCGGAGGGGAGCCGGUUGGUAAUGUUUUGUUUAGAGGUAACUGGGGGGUUUCCAGUCUACGCUGCUCCACCAGGACCAUGCAGACCAGAGCCUCGUCCACGACGAAGCGCGACCCCGGCGAGGAGCAGACGGUUGACAGCAACAAAGGGGAGGAGCAGAAUUUAAAGGAGGCCUCUACAACCUCCUCAUCCACCUUGAAUGCCCCUGGGAAGCCAGAGGCAGAGGCAGGAAAACCCAACAAGACCCAGCAGUUAAAGAAAGUCUUCAAAGAAUAUGGAGCAGUGGGAGUUUCCUUUCACAUCUGCAUUUCCCUCAUGUCCCUGGGAAUGUUCUAUCUCCUCAUAUCCAGUGGGAUCGAUAUGACAGCCGUGCUGUGCAAACUGGGCUUCAGCGAGGCGGUCGUUCGGUCUAAAAUGGCAGCAGGGACGAGCACGUUCGUCUUGGCCUACGCCAUCCACAAGCUCUUUGCUCCAGUUCGCAUCAGCAUCACUCUGGUGUCUGUACCUCUCAUCGUGCGCUACUUCAGAAAGACUGGUCUCUUUAAACCGCCCACACCUGCACCCUGAUGACCCUUCUCUACUCCUCCGCCGUCUCAUUAGGCAACAGACAUCCUGACUGUUAAUGGCCAUAAUUAAAACGCGUGUAUACAUUCUUACUCAUUGCCUGCAUCUAGAAAUGCCUCGUCGUUUCUCAGUUGUCGUGAAUUCAGGGAAAAUGUUUGCUACAUUAGUUCCAGUUGUGACAGAAUCAAAGUGUUAAAUUGUGUUAAUGUAGGAUUAAAUAGUCUGAAGUUUAAGUGUAUCAUAUGUCAUGCCUUAAUAUAUGUGCAUUCCAAAAACAAGAAACAAAGGCUGAAAAAGCUAAAAACUAUUUAUUUACAAUCAGAUUUAUGAUCAGGGAUUUUAAGUUGUAGUCAUAAUAUCUUUCAGUAGGCAGGUUUGUCUCUCAGUGCUGUGAAUGUUCCCCGUGGGGACAAGUGGAAAAAGCUGAUCUCUCCUCCACUGUUCGCUGUUAGCUGACUAGGCCAUGUUCUGGUGUUAUGUGAAUCAGCAGAAUUAUUUGGGUUCUCUCCCCUCUCUCCCCCCUCUCUCCCCUUUUCUGUCCAUACUUAGCUCACACUCUCUCUCUCUCUCUCUCUCUCUCCUACCCUGUUUUUAUUUUCUGCUGUUUUGCUUGCUUCUUAUUUUUCCUUCUCAGCGUCUCUCCUGGCAUCCAUUUUCCUUUCCCCUUAUAUCACUUUGCUGUUCCUCUCCUCUCCUCUCUUUUUCUCCCCAUCUUCUCUCCAUCUUGUUCUUUAAUUUUGCAAAUUUGCUGCCCAUGCAUUAAUUGGGAGUACAUCAAUUUCUGAGUGAAGCUGAUUGUAGGUUAUUGCAAGCUAUGGAUGAAGACUGUUGCUUUGUGAAGGUUUUUUUUGUGUCUGUAUUUAACUAUUAAAAGGGAUGUUCUCUAUUA
This is a messenger RNA of Morone saxatilis (striped sea-bass), 1987 nucleotides long. It is a transcript of the gene mims2, whose product is annotated as family with sequence similarity 210 member B. Gene Ontology annotation, cellular component: mitochondrion. The record is from RefSeq and is a predicted model, not a curated record. The coding region runs from base 157 to 1101 and encodes 314 amino acids. The transcript is spliced from 3 exons. Lineage: Eukaryota; Metazoa; Chordata; Actinopteri; Moronidae.